Trypanosoma rangeli is the source of this 1215-nucleotide messenger RNA. RefSeq names its product proteasome regulatory ATPase subunit. The record is from RefSeq and is a predicted model, not a curated record. Lineage: Eukaryota; Euglenozoa; Kinetoplastea; Trypanosomatida; Trypanosomatidae. Bases 1 to 1215 code for a protein of 404 amino acids. Gene Ontology annotation, molecular function: ATP hydrolysis activity; ATP binding; proteasome-activating activity. Gene Ontology annotation, biological process: proteasome-mediated ubiquitin-dependent protein catabolic process. Gene Ontology annotation, cellular component: proteasome regulatory particle, base subcomplex. The transcript has a single exon.
AUGACGUCUGCUGCGACCGCUUCUAGAAGUCCAAACGACCCGGUCAGCACAUACUUUCUUCAGAAAAUUCAGGAGUUACGUGCGCAGGAAAAACGUUUUCAAGACAACUAUCUUCGUUUAGAGUCCCAGCGGAAUGAACUCAACAGGCGGGUGCGUCACCUCAAGGAGGAAGUGCAAAUGCUGCAGGAAAGUGGCUCCAUCGUUGCGGAUGUUGUACAGGUGCUUGGAAAAAACAAGGUACUUGUGAACGUCAGUUCCAAUCAAGGUAAACUGAUUGUUGAUGUGGAAAAAACUGUCGAAAUCGCGGACCUCACACGCAACACGCGUGUGGCACUACGAAACGCCAGCUUUGCCAUCCACUACAUUCUACCCACCAAAGUUGACCCCCUUGUGUCGCUGAUGAAGGUGGAGAAGGCGGGUAGCGACUCGACAUAUGACGAGAUUGGUGGGCUUUCCCGCCAGGUGAAGGAAAUCAAGGAGGUUAUUGAAUUGCCUGUAAAGCAUCCAGAGCUCUUUGAGGCGUUGGGUAUUGCUCAGCCGAAAGGUGUACUGCUUUACGGUCCACCAGGUACAGGCAAGACACUCCUCGCACGGGCAGUGGCACAUCACACGGACUGCACCUUUAUUCGAGUGAGCGGGGCGGAGCUGGUGCAGAAGUACAUUGGUGAAGGUGCGCGCCUUGUUCGUGAACUUUUUGUAAUGGCGCGUGAACACAGUCCAUCUAUUAUUUUCAUGGAUGAGAUAGAUUCCAUUGGUUCUUCGCGUCUUGAAAACACCGGCCGCGGGGGCGAUAGUGAGGUUCAGCGUACCAUGCUUGAGCUCCUUAACCAGCUUGACGGCUUCGAGUCGACACAAUCCAUUAAAGUGAUCAUGGCUACAAACCGCAUUGACAUUCUGGAUGAGGCAUUGCUGCGUCCCGGGCGUAUUGACCGAAAGAUUGAGUUCCCCGCACCAGAUGAGGCGGCGCGGUUUGAAAUUUUGAAGAUUCACUCGCGAAAGAUGAAUCUGACACGCGGGAUCAAUCUUAAAAGUAUUGCUGAGAAGACAAACCAUUGCUCGGGUGCCGAGAUCAAGGCGGUUUGCACCGAGGCUGGGAUGUUUGCCCUGCGGGAGCGCCGCGUGCAUAUCACGCAAGAGGAUUUUGAGCUCGCUGUGGCGAAGAUCAUGCACAAGGAUCAGGACAAAAAUGUCUCAUUGAAAAAGAUGUGGAAAUGA